Molecule: messenger RNA, 3015 nt
Organism: Danio rerio (zebrafish)
Lineage: Eukaryota; Metazoa; Chordata; Actinopteri; Cypriniformes; Danionidae
Source: RefSeq, a predicted model, not a curated record
GCAUGAAAGUGUCUAAAUUCCAUGUCUAAAAACCUAUAAUCAACAAUUGGAUCGUUCAUUAUGAGAUUAUAUAGAUAUAACAAUCUGUGUGUGCACAAUAAACACUGUUUGCUCCUGAGUGUGUGAUGUUCUGGUUCAGAUACUUCACUAUUGCAAAGUGGAAAGGAUGGGGGCAAGAUUGUGGUGCCAGUAGGCUUUGUAGUGCUCACCUGGGGUGUUUGUUGGUGUAAGUAUUUAUGCUGAUUUAAGAUCAGUCAUCCAACCAUGUGGUAAGGAUCAGUGGAGAAAAAAACUGGCCCUAGAUCAGACCAGAAGGUCUGCGGCGUACUUCUAGUGUCACCCAGUAUGUGGUUGUAUGGAGGGUGGGAGAAGGUCAGGCCAUAUAAUAAACUGUUUCAUCUGUGUUGGGCAUUUUACCUGUGGCCACUUCAGUCCAGAGCAGAGCAACCAUGAGUGUUUCCCACGAAACCCUCUUGGACCAUGUGUUAGAGCUGAUUAUGAACGAGAAGCCUCCAAACAGCACUAGUCUGUUUCUGAGCGAAGACUCUGAGAAGCCGCAGCGCGCUGACGAAGGCCUCCACCGCCUGUGCCGAGUGUUACAGAAACAGAUGUCUGGAAGCAGGAGAAAGAUGGGCGGCAUCACACGAAACAGCGUCAAGACGUUCCUGCGGAGGAACGCAUUUGUGAUCUUCACCGUGGCUGCUGUGGCUUUGGGGGUGGCACUGGGGUUUGCCCUGAGACCUCAUAAUCUGUCCAUCAGGCAGGUGAAGUACUUCUCUUUCCCUGGAGAGCUGCUGAUGAGGAUGCUUCAGAUGCUUGUUCUUCCGCUGAUCGUCUCCAGCCUUGUCACAGGAAUCUCAUCUUUAGACAGCAAGGCCUCUGGGAAGAUGGGAAUUCGGGCCAUCGUUUACUACAUGGUGACCACAUUAAUUGCAGUUUUCAUCGGCAUUGUGAUGGUGAUCAUCAUCAAACCGGGUAAAGGCAGCAGAGAUAGUCCAGUGGCCUCUAGUGGCAGCAUUGAACCAGUGCAGGCCGCAGAUGCCUUCCUGGACCUUAUAAGAAAUAUGUUUCCACCAAAUUUAGUUGAAGCCUGCUUUAAACAGUACAAAACACUAUACAAGAAAACCGUGCUGACAAAAAAUGUCACCAUCGUGGUCAAUGCGACAGAGAACGUCAACUCUACUGAUCUCAGCCAAGUGUCCAACUUCAGCCCAGUCUUGCAGACCAUCCAGGAGACGGUGGAGGAGGCUGUCCCAGUCUCUGGCUCCUCCAAUGGGGUGAACGCCUUGGGCUUGGUGGUUUUCUCCAUGUGCUUUGGAUUAGUGAUCGGAAACAUGAAACAGCAGGGCCAGGCUCUCCGGGACUUCUUCGACUGCCUGAAUGAAGCUAUUAUGCGCUUGGUGGCCAUCAUAAUUUGGUACGCUCCAGUGGGAAUCCUCUUCCUGAUAGCGGGGAAGAUAGUGGAGAUGAAGGAUCUGGCUCAGGUUGGAGGACAGUUAGGGAUGUACACGGUGUCUGUGAUUGUGGGGCUGCUCAUCCACGGCCUGUUGGUUCUGCCUCUGCUCUUCUUCGUGGUGACCAAGAAGAACCCGUUCACCUUCAUUGCCGGGCUGCUGCAGGCUCUCAUCACUGCUUUGGGCACUUCAUCAAGCUCUGCCACCCUGCCCAUUACUUUUCGUUGUCUCGAAGAAAACAACCACGUGGACAAAAGAGUGACACGUUUUGUGCUUCCGGUCGGAGCCACAAUCAACAUGGAUGGCACAGCUUUAUACGAAGCAGUGGCAGCCAUCUUCAUCGCUCAGGUCAACGACAUGGAUCUGAACUUUGGCCAGAUCCUCACCAUCAGUAUUACAGCAACCGCCGCUAGCAUCGGAGCAGCAGGCAUCCCUCAGGCUGGGCUGGUUACUAUGGUGAUAGUAUUGACAUCGGUGGGACUUCCCACAGAGGACAUUACCCUGAUCAUCGCUGUGGACUGGUUCCUGGAUCGACUCAGGACCACCACCAACGUGCUGGGAGAUUCGUUUGGCGCCGGAAUUGUUGAGCAUCUGUCGCGGCAGGAACUUCAGAACCAAGACGUAGAAAUCAGCAACUCUGUGAUCGAGGAAAAUGAGAAGCCGUACCAGCUGAUCUGUCAGGAGAACGACUCUCUCAAACACCGCAACAGUGAAACCACCAUGUAACAAUCCUCGCCCGUUUAUAGCUCACACCUGUAAGCACUGUUAAUAAUUGGGAAAAUCAGAGCGUGCUAUUUAAGGUAAUGAAAGAGGACAGAUAUUUAUGUGUUGACAGAUAAAUGAUAUCUAAGAAAGUAGCACUGAAUUCAAACAACACUAUGCUAGCUUUAUAAUGCUGAUUUAAGACUGUUAAAAACACUGAGGUCUUUUUAAGAUAUAAAUAUUGCUGAUUGAUAUUGUUUAACCAGCAUAAUUUACAUGACCUUGUUUACACCUGGUAUUAGGAUGUGUUUUGAUCAGAUCACAAGUAAAAGAGAGAGAAAAAUGCUGACCUUUACAUAACAUACCCAUCGAAUUUCCUGACUUCUUAAAUGGAAAACUUACGAUUUUAGAUGGCCGUUUAAACCCUGUCUGGCUAAUUUGCAUCAACUUAACAUAAUUGUUAAAAUUUAGUUCAGGAAAUGUGGAUUAUGUGGUCUUUUGUGGCUGUUCAAACACUUUCCAACAACCUGUGCGUGUGCAGGGGUCUGUUUGCACAUAGGCACCUCAUGCAUUUUCUCUGAUCCGAAAGCUGUCUGGUUUGUAAAAACAGCUCAGUUUACUUUUGGCUGCAUAAAUGCAUCUGUGCUAAUUGAAUAUAAAUAGAACAAGGUAACAUCGACUAAAGUUUUAUUAUAAUAUUUUUAUAAAUGUUUGCUACAUAUCAUAUUUAACAUACAAAUGAUUUCAUAUUUAGGCUGCAAACGCACAAGGCAGGUUUGUUUGUCGUACAGAAACACCCAAGACAGCAUUCGGCAGCUGUAGAGGGUUUACAUAAUUUGCGUAUAACAUACUUUGUGUU